UCCCCCUAUAUAGUGUUUUAUCUUAUGUGUUCCUGGUGAGUGUCGUCCAUUGAAUGUAAUAUAAUGGUGGAACUAUGCAGCCUGACAGAGAAAUGAUAACAGAAGACAUGAGGUAUUGCAGCGGGAAUAACAUUUCUUCAUUAAUCUGGUUGUUUUUGGCUUCAGGUCUAUUGCUGUAAUGAUUCGUAUGAUAUAAUUUGCUGAGUCUACUGCCGCAGUAUCACUGCCAUCUAGAGGCCAAAAAAAGUAGUCACCAUCCUGUCCAGAGUACACUCAGAUCGGAACGUCUAUCCUUCUUCUGGGGUCCUGUUUGUUCACGUUUUGGAAAGAGAGUACUACAAGGGAGAAUUCCCCCCUUAUCCUAAACCAGGUGAACUAAGCAAUGAUCCGAUCACAUUUAAUACAAAUCUAAUGGGUUAUCCAGAUCGGCCAGGAUGGCUGCGGUAUAUUCAGAGGACACCUUACAGUGACGGGGUGCUCUAUGGGUCUCCGACAUUUGAGAGUGUGGGAAAGCAGACGAUUAUAGAGAUAACCGCCUACAAUAGACGAACAUUUGAGACCGCGAGACAUAACCUUGUCAUCAAUAUCAUGUCAGGGGAAGAUUUUCCACUUCCUUACCAAGCUGAGUUCUUUAUUAGAAAUAUGAACGUAGAAGAAAUGUUAGCCAGUGAAGUUCUGGGAGAUUUUCUCGGAGCCGUGAAAAACAUCUGGCAACCGGAUCGCCUCAAUGCUAUUAAUAUCACGUCAGCACUGGACAGGGGAGGACGGGUACCACUCCCCAUCAACGAUAUGAAAGAAGGUGUCUAUGUAAUGGUCGGAGCGGACGUCCCGUUCUCGUCAUGUCUCCGUGAAGUUGAAAACCCACAGAAUCAGCUGAGGUGCAGCCAAGAGAUGGAACCCGCCAUAAGUUGCGAUAAAAAGUUUCGGGCACAAUUCCACAUAGACUGGUGUAAGAUUUCACUGGUGGAUAAGAAUAAACAAAUACUGAUCACUCAAGAAGUGGCGCGGGGUGAGGGCAUCCUUCCCGACGCAGGGGAGUACAAACCUCCAUCCGAGACACUGAAGAGUCGAGACUAUCGCGCGGACUUCCUCAUCACCCUGGCAGUGCCCUCUGCCGUUGCCCUGGUGAUGUUUGCCAUACUGGGUUACAUCAUGUGCUGUCGGAGGGAAGGAAUGGAAAAGAGAAACAUGCAAACACCAGACAUCCAACUAGUUCACCACAGCGCCAUCCAGAAAUCCACCAAAGAGCUCCGCGACAUGUCUAAAAACAGAGAAAUCGCUUGGCCCCUCUCCACACUUCCGGUAUUUCAUCCAGUAACCGGGGAAAUGGUGCCCCCUCUGCACGCAGACACGUAUGACAACACCAACAUGCCCCUGAUGCAGACACAACAGACAUUACCGCAUCAGACUCAGAUACCGCAACAGCAGAAUCCAGGAGAAUUCCGUAUGACAACCUUUCAGAGAUUUGAGGUCAAUGGUAUACCUGAGGAGCGGAAACUCACCGAGGCCAUGAAUUUAUAGGACAGACAUGGACAGAACAGAAGCCUCUUCAUUUUAUCUCCAGACUUGUAGCUUUUCAUUGACGUAACCUGCAUGAAGCUUUUGGCCUCUUCCAUCUACAGGAUUAUAUUUAAUUCAAAAAGUUCUUGGUUUUACUUUUUUUUUUGUUUUUUACUCAAAAUUUUUGUAUGAAUUUUUUUUUACUGUUACUGUAAUACCAGAGCACUUAAUGGUUACAGUGAAAACCGGCAGCGCCAGAGGAAGGUCCGGUACCAGCAGGAGCAGCAGAAACCAGCGGAUCAUACAAUCUGGAAACAUUCUGGGAAAACUUAUGUAUAAAAAGCAGCAAUAAGAAUCUAAAAGAAAACCCACUAUUCUGUGCAAGAGUGACGGACUAAGACAGGUAUCACCCGUCUGAAUGGCGAAAUGUUUAUAUAUAAAAUGAUAAUAAAGUGAUUUUACAACAUUA
This is a messenger RNA of Hyla sarda, 1969 nucleotides long. RefSeq names its product sarcoglycan epsilon (gene SGCE). Gene Ontology annotation, cellular component: membrane; sarcoglycan complex. The record is from RefSeq and is a predicted model, not a curated record. The coding region runs from base 412 to 1521 and encodes 369 amino acids. The transcript has 13 exons. Lineage: Eukaryota; Metazoa; Chordata; Amphibia; Anura; Hylidae.